CCCUCCCCUCCCCUCCCCUCCUCUCUCAGCCCGUGGAUGGUGUAGCCCUCUCUCUUUCUCUCUCCCUCUCUCUGGCAGUCUGGUGGAGCCGCACACAAGGAUUAGAGGGUUUGCUGUGAGUGUCUGCUCACAGAGAAGAAGCCAGAAGACAGAAAGAGAGAGAGAAUCAAACACUCUAGGAAAGGACUAUUGUGGAUAAGUGAUCUGAUUUACCUUUUCUACACAGGCUCUCAUCCCAGUCAAGCCUUCCUUGAGCCUUCACCUGGGUGGGAGAAACCAAAGGCACUAUAAAGCCUGGACCUCCACACGGGGAGCCAUGUGAGCAGCACCCAGAGAAGUCCCCUCUUCACAGGAGCAAGAUUUUUCUCCCCCCUCCUCUUCACUGGAACCUCCACUUUGAGGAGACGCUCCAGGCUCGGUGUAUUUCCCAGCGGGAGACGCUCAUCUCCAGGGCACUGGUUGGGGGUGUGAGUGCCCCCCUCCCCAGGUCUGGAGGGCCGGCCGGCAGCAGCGCUCCAGCGCCAUGGAUUACCUGUUUGGGAUUGUAGUGCUGCUGUGUGGGGCGGUGCAGCCGGGAAGAGGUGAUGAGCCCAAGCACAACGUACCCAGGCUAAAGCUGUCAUACAAGGAGAUGUUAGAGUCCAGUAAUCUCGUCACGUUCAACGGCUUGGCCAACAGCUCGAGUUACGACACUUUCUUGUUGGACGAGGAGCGAGGGAGACUACUGGUGGGAGCCGAGGACCACAUCUUCUCCUUCGACCUCGUCAACAUCAACAGAGACCACAAGCAGAUCGCGUGGCCUGCCACCCCCUCCAAGAGGGACGAAUGCAAGUGGGCCGGUAAAGACUUUGGGAAAGAGUGUAAUAACUUCAUCCGGGUCCUCCAACCCUACAACCAGACACACCUCUACAUUUGCGGCACGGGAGCCUUCCACCCAAUCUGUUCUUUUCUGGAAAUGGGCAAGAGGGCAGAGGACAACAUCUUCAGACUGGCCUCACAUUUCGAGAACGGCCGCGGAAAAAGCCCCUACGACCCCAAAAUGCUCUCGGCCUCCCUGUUGAUCGAUGGAGAGCUGUACUCUGGCACAUCUGCCGAUUUCAUGGGAAGAGACUUUGCUAUUUUCCGUACCCUGGGAGAUCAUCAUCCAAUCAGAACGGAGCAGCAUGAUUCAAGAUGGCUGAACGAUCCCAGGUUCAUUGGCAUGAGCUUGAUCCCAGAGAGCGACAACCCUGAAGACGACAAGAUCUUCCUGUUUUUCAAAGAGAACGCCAUGGAUGGAGAGCACACUGGCAAGGCGACCAUCGCCAGGAUAGGACAACUGUGUAAGAAUGACAUGGGAGGUCACAGGAGUCUCGUCAACAAGUGGACUACUUUCCUCAAGGCCAGGCUCAUGUGUUCAGUACCCGGGGUCAACGGCAUUGACACACACUUCGAUGAGCUACAGGACGUGUUCCUCAUGAGCUCCAAGGACCCGAAGAAUCCAGUUAUCUACGCUGUAUUCACCACAUCCAGUAACAUCUUCAAAGGCUCUGCAGUGUGCAUGUACAACAUGGCUGACAUCAGGAGGGUCUUCCUGGGUCCCUACGCCCACAGAGAUGGACCCAACUACCAGUGGGUGCCUUUCCAAGGAAGGGUGCCUUAUCCCAGACCAGGCACUUGCCCCAGUAAGACAUUCGGUGGAUUCGACUCCACCAAAGACCUCCCAGAUGAUGUCAUUACCUUCGCCAGGGGCCACCCAGCCAUGUACAACCCUGUGCACCCAAUAGGUGGGCGGCCCAUCAUGGUGAGGACGGAUGUGGACUACCAGUUCUCCCAGCUGGUGGUGGACAGAGUGGAGGCGGAGGACGGACAGUAUGAUGUCAUGUUCAUCGGGACAGACAUGGGCACCGUCCUGAAGGUAGUGAUGAUUCCCAGAGAAAGCUGGCAUGACCUGGAGGAGGUAGUGCUGGAGGAGAUGACAGUCUUUAGGGAGCCGACUCCCAUUACUGCUAUGGAGCUCUCCACCAAGCAGCAACAGCUGUACCUUGGCUCAGCUCUGGGCGUUUCCCAGAUGUCUUUGCACCGAUGCGAGGUGUAUGGGAAAGCUUGUGCCGAGUGCUGCCUGGCCAGAGAUCCUUACUGCGCGUGGGACGGCACAGAGUGCUCGAGAUACUUUCCUACUGCCAAGAGGCGAACCAGACGGCAGGACAUCAGGAACGGCGACCCUCUCUCCCAGUGCUCAGAUCUUCAGCAUCAUGAAGACAUGGACGGUCUAGGCGGCAGCGUGGAGGACAGGAGCGUGUACGGCGUGGAGAACAGCAGCAUGUUCCUGGAGUGCAGCCCCAAGUCCCAGAGAGCGCUCAUUUACUGGCAGCUGCAGAAACCAAAUGAUGACCGCAGGCAUGAGAUCAAGGUGGAUGACCGGAUUCUCCGUACAGAGCAGGGUCUCCUCAUCCGCAGUCUGACCCAGUCAGACACUGGAGUCUACCACUGCCAAGCGGUUGAACACGGCUUCAUCCAGCCUCUGCUGCGCCUCAACCUCCAGGUCAUCCCGUCUCAAAAACUUGGCGACAUCCUUCCUGGACUUCCAGGAAGCGGGGCUGGCAACUCCGCAAAGCACCGGCUGUGGUAUCGAGAUUUCCUUUCUCUCCUGGACCACCCGGACCUCAGUAGUGUGGAGGAGUUUUGUGAUCGGGUUUGGAAGAAGGAGCGCAAACAGAAGAAAAUAAAGACGCCAAACGGGAACGGUCAGGCUAAACCUGAAAGCGGAGGAGGUGCCAACACUGCUUUGCGGCCUAAAGCCUUACCUCCAAACAGCCAGAAGCAGCAACAAAGUCCACCGCAGAGCAAACCAUGGCUGCAGGCUGGAGCUCCAACAGAACCAGCACGGAGCCAGAACGCCCAGAAAACUCAGCCGAAUCUGGGUUUGUUGAGCGGACAAGCACCUAAAAACAACCAGAAGACACAAAACGGCCAAAAGGCGCUGGCCAACGCUGCUGCUUCUCAAGCACCAGUGGGAGGGCCGAGAGCGGGCAGCCAGCACGCGGCCAAGUGGAGACGGAUGCAGGAAAAUAAGAAGGGACGCAACAGGAGGACCCAUGAGCUCCAAAGACCCCCACGUAGCGUUUGAGGAAAAAAAAAAAAAAGCACAAAGACGCACACAUGCAAGCACAAACCAACGCAUCCAUGCAUCAACACACAAGCACAUUCUAUAGUUUGUGUAUCAGUGACCUCACCAUUGCAGAAGCAGAAAACAACCAUGGAAACACUCUAAGGUAGAAAUACAUGAACCAGAACAAUAGACCUCCCUCAGACUAUCAUACACAAACACUCACAACCUGUGAAGAGGACAGAAACUGGAAUGCACACUGUAAAUGUGUGAGGAUAUGGCUAGUUGCCUGGCAUACCGCCUGGCAGACGCUUCAACCUCCUGUACAUAAGCUACUAAAAUAAGACUGGGGCUGUAGUGAGGUGUUUGUUGGUGAGCAGAUGGACUUUUUAUGCUGAGAGGACAGUCGCAGAGACAUGAAUAGACGUUUAUGGAAGCAGAACCUGCUGAUGUGAGCAUGUAAACUGCAAGAUAGAGAACCUGGAAUGGAUUUAAGACUCUUAUUUUGAAGAACCGUCUGAGGAGAUAAGACUCCCUUAAAACGAGGAAAGGGAUGGGUUGUAAUUCAAAACGAAUAGACGCAUCAAUACAUGCAAAAUCUGCAGAGAAAUUCUGCAAUGAAAGCAUUGUGCAUGCUGCCGUCAAUCAAUGUUUUAAUAAGCUACUUAUUUUAUCAAAUUCUAGAGGCUUUUUUUUACACCCUACCUUUAAAAACAUAAGAAAUGUUACAUUUUCUUUUAUAUUUCCUUUCCUUUCCAGACAAGAGCUUUUUUGGGGGGAGGGAAACAAUUACAAGCAUCUCAUUGUGCAUUCUCCCUCUGCUCUCCAGGAAUCUGUGUAAGUUAUUUUGUUGCUUUUUGGGGUUUGGGCAGUCGUCGCCUAUGCGAAAAAGCCAGUCUGAAAAAGACUGACACAUGUUUUUUGUGUACAUAUAUACAACAAACUUAACUCUCUGUGUAUAUACAGUACAUAUACAGUACAAGAACACCACUUGAUUAUUAUUUAUUGCUCAUUGUUUUGUGAAAGGGUUGCAUUUAUUUUUGAUAUUAUGGUAUUUUUGGCUCAUCAGUAUAUUGGAGAAAAAGGCAACAGCGAUUGAGAAAACUUUGAUGGACCAAGUGGCUGAAUUUAUGUCAAGGAGUCCCUUUUUGGGGAUAAAAGGUUUGAAAACGAGUACAGGGGUUUGUGUCAGAAACAGAAUCCCACUGACGAUAAGCACAAUUUUGUCUCUUUUGACUUUCAUAACAGAUUUCUUUGUUUUUCAUCUCACAUGUCUUUGUUCUUCCAGUAGUCGUUCUGUGUAAAAUAAUCCCCCAAACUGAAAAACAUUAGCUGUGAAUCUCUGUAAGAAAUAGUGGAGAAAAAUGUAGUCUGAAGGAGAAGACACGUUAUACUGCAUGUGAAUGCUACCUACAGUAAGUGCAUCUUUUUUAUUGUCUCUUUACGUGUUUUGUGUGAGAGGUAAAGUUCCCUUAAAAACAAGGUGUGAAUUACUUUUGUCCUUUUGCCAAAACAGUGAUAAUACCAACUCAUGAUACUCUGGCCAAAGCUGUUGAAGAUCCAAGCUCCUUAAUGUUCACUCAACAAUGGUACCCCCCUGUCUACCCUGCCCAUUUAAUACAAGAGUAAUGUGUCAAUGCAAUAAAUUAGAGCAGAUAGUGUCCUCUACCAGAUCUCCAAAGUUUGGUGUGUUCCUGAUUCGAGUCUCUCCCUCAGAGUUAGAGAAGUGAGAGAGCUGGGAGUUACCGCUGCUGUAACAACAGCUCUUUCUGGCAUGCAUUCGGUUGUCUAAAUAAACAUCUCCGUU
Molecule: messenger RNA, 4895 nt
Organism: Cheilinus undulatus (humphead wrasse)
Lineage: Eukaryota; Metazoa; Chordata; Actinopteri; Labriformes; Labridae
Gene: sema3aa
Product: sema domain, immunoglobulin domain (Ig), short basic domain, secreted, (semaphorin) 3Aa
Exons: 17
Coding region: 524-3109 (861 amino acids)
Biological process (GO): neural crest cell migration; negative regulation of axon extension involved in axon guidance; motor neuron axon guidance
Molecular function (GO): neuropilin binding; chemorepellent activity; semaphorin receptor binding
Source: RefSeq, a predicted model, not a curated record